Molecule: messenger RNA, 1184 nt
Organism: Salvelinus sp. IW2-2015
Lineage: Eukaryota; Metazoa; Chordata; Actinopteri; Salmoniformes; Salmonidae
Source: RefSeq, a predicted model, not a curated record
UAUAAAGGAGGAGAAUCUUUAAACGGUCCUUCUUCUUAGAAUCUUGGACAUAAUCUUGGUAUCACGCGUGAACCUUAAUCAUUGAUUUAUCUUUUUAAGAACGGACCUGAACACCUGAGCAUCAUGGCAGUAGUGGGCUGCACAUUGUGCAUUAAAUUCAUGCUAUUUUUCUUUAAUUUUGUUUUCUGGUUGGCUGGAGGUGUGAUAUUGGGAGUGGCUCUAUGGCUUCGUCAUGACAACCAGACCAGCAGUCUUCUCAUGCAGCAGUUUGAAGAUCAGCAGGCUCCCAGCACCUUCUACAUCAAUCUCCAAGGAGAUGAUCAACUUCUACGAUGCGGCGUACAUCAAGUCAGUGGACGUCGUUGACUCUCCCAGCAAAACAGCUGCUAUCAAAGUCCUGGAGGUGUUCCACGAGACGCUGGACUGCUGUGGUAAAGGAGAUGACUCGCCCUUAUUCGUACAAGUAACCGGAGCUCUGUGUCCCAAGAAGAGCCUGGAAGAUGCCCUGUUGAAACCUUCGAACUGUCAUCUGAAACUGAAAGAUCUGUUCUCUGAGAAGCUCUACCUGAUUGGUCUAGUUGCCCUGGCGGUGGCUGUCAUCAUGAUCUUUGAGAUGAUCUUCACCAUGGUUCUCUGCUGUGGGAUCCGCAACGCCACCCCAGUGUACUAGAACCACGGAACCCUACUAGAACCACAGAACCCUUCUAGAACCACGGAUCCCUUCUAGAACCACGGAAUUAUAGAACCAGAGAACCCCAGUGGAGGGGCUCAAAGGUACACAAAUCCUGUACAGAUCGAAGUCAUCGAAGGGGAUUGAAAAUGUUACGUGUUGUAGUUCCUGGUUACUUCUUUUUAUAUUGCAGAAGUAUGUACAUUUCUAUCAGUAUUAUAAAUAGAGACUAGAUUUUAUUACAGUAUUUUCUAUGUUUUAACAAUACUCCUAAUAAGCAUUUCACUACACCCGCAAAAACAUCUGCUAAAUAUGGGUAUGCGACCAAUAACAUUUGAUUUGACUGUUUGAGUCUGUCGAUGACCAACAGACAUUCAGCAUCUCUAAUGCUAAACUUUUUACUACUUUCUUGUUUUCUUUGAGCCUUUUGUAUGUUUUCGUGAAGUACUUCUCCAAGGUUUUGUAUGUUUUCGUGAAGUACUUCUCCAAGGUUUUGUAUGUUUUCGUGAAGUAC